AUGUCAGGAAGCAAAGUGUUGCUAACGUAUAAGCAAAAAUGGCAAUCAAGAACAGAUCCUGUACAGGGACAUGAGUGCCGUAAUUCACUUUUUGUUGCUCCCGAUGAUACUUCUUUAAGCAAACCACCAGACUUGCAAGUUCAUUUGAUUGAUAAGCGUUCAUCAGAAAAUUACAACAGAAAUUCUGCGCACUGUGGAAAAUGCCUUCAGUCGUAUCAUCUCCAAUGCCUAGAUAAGCCCCAUAAGGAAAAGAAACACAUUGAAGUGUCUGGCACAAGACAAAUACCAAUUAAAACCAUUCCGACAAGUCUUGGUGAGGUUCCUUCCCAAAGAGAUGCAUAUGGGAAUAAGUCUAGUGGCAAGAAAGCAGGCUUAUCUUCAAAUGCUAAUGCUGGAGCAUUGGUCGAUGAUAAUAGUGUUGGAGGGAGGUUAGCUUCUCAAUUGGUGAUGAAUUCCGCUGUAAUUACUGCUGAUUUUGUAAAACAAAAAUCAUCAUCAUCAGCAGCAGCAUUUGAAAGAAAAAGCAGCUCUGAAUGCGAUGGUAGCUUGCCAAGAUUGAAUACAUCAAACUUAGAAGACACUGAUUCAUUCUCUAGAAAUAAGUUAGAUAAAUUAGGUGGUGAUUCAGCUUGCGUGAAACAAGUUGACCACCCCAUUGAUUACUUUCUGCCGAAGGAAUAA
Molecule: messenger RNA, 681 nt
Organism: Prunus armeniaca (apricot)
Lineage: Eukaryota; Viridiplantae; Streptophyta; Magnoliopsida; Rosales; Rosaceae
Source: the annotation of a GenBank genome assembly